GGAGGAGCACAAUGAGAAUGGCAACAACGACGACCAGCAGAACCCCGAGAACCGCUCCCCUAACCCAGUCCAGCAGUAGGAGUCUAUCGCACAUAUCGAUGGUAAGAGAAUGGGCCUUGCAGUAUUCGAUGGCUACUUCAGCGCCUUCAACUUCGACGCUCAGUCUAUCAAAGCGCAAGCUCGCUGGACAAACACUCAAAUCAACAACGACGAUCACCAAGAAGGUCCCCCAAGAAAGAAAGUCAGAACUAGCGCCGGUCCAGAGCAAAAGAAUCACCCUGCUCAGCCUCGACAGGGCGGCCACAUAACGGUCAUCGACAAGGCUCGCAUCGUCGCCACGGACCGUGGCUUUCGUGUCGUCAACUGCGAUCCAUCAGGUCCACAGGUCGAUAUCUGCUGGCGGAUCCCUGGCCAGCGAAACAUAUGGCUGGCGAGACUCGCCUGCCCGGGGGGUCUAGACAGAAACUCAUGACUUUGUUGGAAGCCCAAACUUCGCCGGACAUGCCUGUCUUGAGCUAUUUGGAGGCACCACGUGACGAAGA
This is a messenger RNA of Fusarium redolens, 542 nucleotides long. RefSeq lists its product as uncharacterized. The transcript has a single exon. Bases 110 to 472 code for a protein of 120 amino acids. NCBI's taxonomy places the organism in Eukaryota, Fungi, Ascomycota, Sordariomycetes, Hypocreales, Nectriaceae. The record is from RefSeq and is a predicted model, not a curated record.